AUGAACUCCUCGAACAUAUAUGCUUUCAACUUCAUCCCUUGGAAGUUGUUAAAUGCCGCCUCGCGCUUUAAGGAGCUGAUUGAUGGCUCAAUCGAACUUCAACUCCGGAUCGGCCUGGCGAUUGACGGCUAUUUACUCAGCUAUCGAGGAAAGCAACCUGCAAAGGACGUGGCUGCUUUUCACGAAAAACGUCGGAGUGCCUUGGAGAGCAUGAAGUGUGUCGCGAGCUGGGAAGAGCCUUUUGCAGCGGGGGAUGUUGGCCAAUAUGCGGCCCGUGAUGGGAUCUUGGCUCAAAGCCUUGGCGACCCUCCAACAAGCGGUGGCUUUAGGACUCUUGUUUACAAAGAGUUGGUACCUCCUCAAUCCGGGAAGAAAGCAUGGGUCCACACAUGGCAGGACCUUGGUUUCUUGUCUAUAGACUUCUCUUUCUGGAUACAAGGAGAUCUGCAAAUACUAAUAGAACCUCGUGACAAUGA
Molecule: messenger RNA, 476 nt
Organism: Acaulospora colombiana
Lineage: Eukaryota; Fungi; Glomeromycota; Glomeromycetes; Diversisporales; Acaulosporaceae
Source: the annotation of a GenBank genome assembly